AUGCCUCUGACCAGCCACGGGAUGGGCAGCGGUGCAGGGAAGACUCUCCGGGCUCUGUGUUUCCUGCUGCUGCUCCUCAGAGCUGACUCUGCCAAGAAUCUCUGGAAGCGGGCGCUGCAGGCAAGGCUGCCGGAGAAGUCCCGCGUCAGUAGCAGUGAAAUGAAGGGCGCCUGCCAGGCGCUGCGCUGCCAGGCCGACGCCGAGUGUCCGCGCCACAAGCGCUGCUGCUACAAUGGCUGCACCUAUGCCUGCCUGGAGGCCGUGCUGCCCCCGCCAGUCUUAGACUGGCUGGUGCAGCCGAAACCUCGAUGGCUUGGCGGCAACGGCUGGCUCCUGGAUGGUCCUGAGGAGGUGUUGCAAGCAGAGGCAUGCAGCACCACCGAGGAUGGAGCUGAGCCGCUGCUGUGUCCCACGGGCUACAAGUGCCACAUCCUGAGCCCAGGUGACAUGGCCAAGGGCAUCCCCAACCGCGGGCAGUGUGUCAAGCAGCGUCGGCAGGCAGAUGGGCAAUUCCUACAACAUAAAUUGCACAGAGAAUAUCCAGACGGUGACUCCAAGAAUGUGGCGGAGCAUGGUCGGAGUCAACAGAGGCACGUUCAGUGA
Trichechus manatus latirostris (Florida manatee) is the source of this 603-nucleotide messenger RNA. RefSeq names its product WAP four-disulfide core domain 1 (gene WFDC1). Gene Ontology annotation, biological process: regulation of cell growth. The transcript is spliced from 7 exons. Gene Ontology annotation, molecular function: peptidase inhibitor activity. The record is from RefSeq and is a predicted model, not a curated record. The coding region runs from base 1 to 603 and encodes 200 amino acids. Lineage: Eukaryota; Metazoa; Chordata; Mammalia; Sirenia; Trichechidae. Gene Ontology annotation, cellular component: extracellular region.